Messenger RNA from Pelagomonas calceolata, 3050 nucleotides. NCBI's taxonomy places the organism in Eukaryota, Pelagophyceae, Pelagomonadales, Pelagomonadaceae. The record is from the annotation of a GenBank genome assembly.
GGCUUUUCGGGUUUUGUGGAGGCCAAAUUUGAGCAAAUCGGCAGUGGCGAAGGUGCUCGCCAGCCACUGCUUUUUGUGUCUAUCGACCAAAAAACUCAUUUAAGGCCGCCUUGCGCAAAAAGCAGCGGCUGCCGCCCCAUAUUGACAAAAGUCGGUUUAUUCCCUCUAGGCUGCCCCGAUACGCUCGUUUGGGGCGCCCGGGCGGCUAAAUCCCCCGGGACCGUCUGAGAUGUCCGACGCGGUGGCUGGAAAUGCCCGAGCCAAAUCUCGCCUUAAUUGGUGGCGUUUUCGGCCCGACGCGCGUUCACGUCGAGAACGCGGACCACACAUAGACCGACAUCCCAUGGGCCGCUGCCGCUGCUUUUUGUCUCAGAUCGUCGACGGCCAUACGGACUACGAUAUCCGACGCUGCGGUGGCCCGAUCGGCGCGAUACGGGGCAGCCAAGGGCUGUCGAGCGUCAUUUUUCAUGGUUUUUGGCCGGUUUCUCUGCGAGACGCAGCCCAAUCGCUGCCGCGUCUUUUGUCGCGUGUCGAUAGGUUAUUAUGACCUUUCUUUGUCAGUGGGUUUGUUGCACGCGGUUGCCCGCGCGUCGAGCUACGGGCUAAAAGCCCUAAAAAACUGAGUGCGGGUCUCCCUCACCGUCGUCGAACCUACUAGCCAGGCCGCUGGGCUCUCAGGCCGGCGCUACGCAUAUGCGCAUCCUCGUUCAUCUGUCACGCUUUGGAGGCGCCAUCAUCGUCAUCGCAUCACGAUCACAAAGUCGUGACACAGCAGUGCUGCCCCAUCAGUGAGGCAGCCCCAUCCAUCUGUGCUGCCCAUAGCCCUGACAACUAACAUAAAGAUGGGUGCCGCGGCCUCGGUCGACGAGGCCGCGCAGCCACCGAAGCCCAUCGUCCUGAAGGCCCUGCCGGACGCGCUGGAGCAUUGCCUCUACGUCGACGAGCGGUGGCCCCUCGUGCUCGACCCGACGGAGCAGGCGUCGCGCUUUUUGAGAUAUCAGCGGGGCUGCUUUCUGUUGGGAGAGAGCCAGCAGGACAUGGAGCGCGACCACCUGCGCCGGCUGCUCGUGGGCUGCCUCAAGUGCGGCUCGACGAUGUGCCUCGCGUACUCGUCCGUCGACACGCUCCGGGGCCUCGAGGCCGCCUUCGAGGACAACUACUUCCCGAGAGCCAUCCUGGACAAGCGCCAGUUAUUCCGCGAGGACGUCUGGUCGACGCUGCUCCGCCCGGACCAGGGCGACCCCGAGCCGCACGAGUUCCUGCCGCGAGACGACUUCGCGCUCGUCGUGGUCGUAGGGAAGGGCGACCCGCGCACCCUCGAAUUGCCAGAAGACGUGCGAGACGCGUUCUCGAUCGUCGCCGUCGGCGAGACGCCGGCCAAGACCGCUAACAAAGCACAAGACGCCGACGACGCCCUCGCCGAUACGUUAGGCGCGCGCGAAGUCCGACGCAAUUCACCGGACAUGGUCGAGCACGCGUUCGAGAACGAGAUCGACGACGUCAAGCGCUUGAUCGAGCAGGGCUUCUACGUCGAUAGUGUCGACGCGCGGGACAACACGCCUUUAAGUGAUGCGGCGGCGCAGGGCCAUUCUGAACUUGUGACGUAUUUGCUGGAGCUCGGCGCCGACCCGAACUCGCAGUCGGAUCUAGGUAGGACGCCGCUCUGGCGCGCGGCCUUCGGUGGGUUUUCAGCGAUGUGCACGCUGCUGCUCAAGAGCGGCGCCGACCCCUCAAUCACGAACCGCGACUUCGAGCGGCCCUUCGACAUAGCGUCGAACGAAGAAACGCGUGCCGUGCUCGAGGCGUGGGAUGAAAAGGAGACGCAGCGCCUGCUGAAGAAGCGGGAGAAGGCGAUGGAGCUCGCUUUGCAGGAGCGCCUCAAGACGGCGGCGCAGCGGGAGGCGCACGCGCGCGACGUGUUGCGCAACGAGCUUAUUGAAGCGUCUGUCCGAGGCGACGCGGCGCAACUCCAAAAGUUGCUCGACGAGGUUGUAGAAUUUGCCACGACGCACAAGGAGCGGCCGCGGUGCACGGCGAAUACUGCAAGAGACGAGCGCGGCGGCACGUGCCUGCAUCUGGCCGCGCAGCACGGGCACGUCGAACUCUGCGCCUUCCUGCUGACGCACCACGGGACCAUCGACCCGCCGACGACGCAGCCGGGCGACGAGUCGGUCGCCGCCUGUGUGGAAAUCAAAUUUACGGCGCGUUCGUCCUGAAUCGCCGCGUCGACCUCCACGCCAUCGACGCGACGCCUGCUCAAUAGCGUGGUUCCUCGGCCACCCGGCUCACUGGUUGAUUUAUGCACAGGUUGCCGCCAAGGUGUUCUGGACGAACCCCAACCGGCGGGAUGCCAAAGGCUGGACGCCGCUCGCCGUGGCGAUUUUUUGCGACCAGAAGAAGUGCGCCGAGCUGUUGCUGGCCCACGGUCCUGCGCAGCGCGUGAAUCAAACUUCACUCGACGUCGGUCCGAUGGCGUGGCGGUCGCCGAUCUCUCGCCGAGACGCUUGCACGCGCAGGCGCAGAUCCGACCAUUGCAAAUAGCUUCGGCCACACGGCGUAUGACCUGGCCAAGGACCAAAUCGCCGGCGACGAGCGGACGAUCCUGAAGGACAAGAGCGAGGUCCGCGCCGUGCUCGAGGAAUACGACGCGGAGCGACGGGCGGAGCGGCGGCGGCCGUCGAAGGACGCGGAGCCCCUCCCGCCGGAGGGCACGGCCAUAGCAAUGCAGCUCGAAGUCGUGGCCGACGCGAAGGCGCGAGAAGAAAAUGAGUCGACCGCGAAGGUCGCGACGGCGCUGGCGGCGAAGAAAUUCGCCAAGAAGACCAAGAAAAAAGCGAAAAACUCUCCUGCCUCCCGUCGUCGCGGCGGCACCGCUCGGCGGCGGGGAGCUCGUGACGCCCUCUGACGGCGCCACGGCCGAAUUACCUGCACCUCGCAGCAAAGCGUGCGAGGUGGAAGCGGAAUGCGCGGGCUCGCCGUGCCGCUGCCUCGGAGAAGACUGUGUAAAAGUGAACUACUGAUUCGGCUGGUGGCCUAGCUCUAAGCAAAGC